Messenger RNA from Musa acuminata subsp. malaccensis (wild Malaysian banana), 640 nucleotides. RefSeq names its product stigma-specific STIG1-like protein 3. The record is from RefSeq and is a predicted model, not a curated record. Lineage: Eukaryota; Viridiplantae; Streptophyta; Magnoliopsida; Zingiberales; Musaceae.
UCAACCAGCCAUGGAGAUCCGAUCAUCGCUUAUAAAUCCCUGCGUCGUUGUUCGAAGCCCCAGUUUCCUUCUCAACCCUAACUUUCCACUCUGCAGCGCCCAGCCACUGGUCAACAUUCCUUACCAUCCUGCCAUGGGGCAAGCUGCCGUCCUCCUCAUGGCAAUAGCCAUAGCUUUAGCUCUCAGUCCGACAGCCACGGGAGACAUCGGGGGAGGUCGGAGAAGCCGAUUUCUGGCCGUGACGGCACCCAAGAACAAGAAGUGCAGCAUCGAUCCUACGGUCUGCUACGGCGCUGCGAGCCCCGGGCGGCGCUGCUGCGGUGACCAGUGCGUCGACACUGACAGCGAUCCCUUCAACUGCGGCAAGUGCGGCAAGAUGUGCAAGUUCACGCGGGCUUGCUGCGAUGGGAAGUGCGUGAGGUUGGCGUUCGAUAAGAAGAACUGUGGGAGCUGCUUCAACCGGUGCAAGAAGACCUGCAUGUAUGGCUUGUGUGACUACGCUUAGACGAAGGAUUGCAGGCGAAUCAAAGCCUUCCUGCAUUUGUUUGAAUACCAAUAAAUGCGUCAAUGCAAUUGGCCUUUUUAGUUGAGGUCCAUAUCAUUAAACUGAAGGGUCAUUAAUAGACAUGUAUUAUUCCCA